GUUCUCCCGGGCGGGGCACCGACCCAUCCUCCGGAGACGUUUGGGGCUCUGGCGCUGCGGCCUUAGAUAUUCGAUCACCCUCGCCAACUAUUAUCUGGAGUGCCUGGCCCCUUGCGAGCGCGAAGACACGCUUCUGCCCAAGCUCUACCCGCUCUACAAGCGCCGAGAUUACGAUGGCUUCUGUGCGCUACUGCAUGUCUUCGCGGCUCGUGCCGUGUGGCCGGAAGAGAUCGCAGCGAAUGACUGGAUGGGGAAUGCCAGUGAUGGCGAUCUCCGGCCGCUUUGCUCGCCCAUCUCGCCAGAUGCAGGCCCCAACCUUUGCGAACCGGCAAUGCCGCUUCUGCCACUGCGCCGCGUUUCGCUGGGCGGUCUCACUGUGCCCAGAGCGCGUGACGAGGAGUACUUCCUCACACGACAUCUGCGCAGUCGGCUUCAUGGACUUCUCCAAGCGCUGCUGGGCCGCAAGGCGCAAGAGAAAUCCCGGGGCUUCCGUCGGAUCUCCCAGACC
Messenger RNA from Symbiodinium sp. CCMP2456, 508 nucleotides. NCBI's taxonomy places the organism in Eukaryota, Dinophyceae, Suessiales, Symbiodiniaceae. The record is from the annotation of a GenBank genome assembly.